Coniophora puteana RWD-64-598 SS2 is the source of this 372-nucleotide messenger RNA. RefSeq lists its product as uncharacterized. The record is from RefSeq and is a predicted model, not a curated record. The transcript is spliced from 5 exons. The coding region runs from base 1 to 372 and encodes 123 amino acids. Lineage: Eukaryota; Fungi; Basidiomycota; Agaricomycetes; Boletales; Coniophoraceae.
AUGCCUGCCAUACACUCAAACCUGCCCCGAUCUGACGUCGCCGUCGCCUCUGACUCGGGUUCUGAUGAUGGUCCUGUAACCCCGGCACCGAGCCGCGAGGGCACCGCUACCCCGUGCCUUAUCAGACUCGUCGUCGUUUACCAGUCACGCUAUCUCCGGCUGACUGUGGACGACUCAGCCAGCCUGCGCUGGCUGAUCCACAGGGCACUCGACGUGUUCGAGAUCGAAGGCGAGGCCGUGCGCUUCAGCUUCGAAGGCCAACUGCUCCGCGGAGACACUAACGAAACGCCCCUGUCGCUCGACAUGGAAGACGAUGAUCAGAUCGACAUUCUGCCGCAGCAGUUUGGUGGUGGAGUCAUGCGGGGACAUUGA